UCAUUCCGUAUUUAAAAAUGCAAGAAAAUUUAAAAAAAUGGCCACCACUUGCUUAUUCCUCAUCACCUAACCUCUAUAAAACCAUUAUGGUUUGCCCUAAAUUUCACCUCAAUUAUAACAAUAUCCAAAGCUAUUAUGUUUAGAAGGAAGUUUCUUUCACUUCCUCAUCAACCGAACAUGGAGCUCAACUUGACCACUGUCAAAACUUCAUCUGAUGGAGUCUGGGAAGGCGACAAUCCUCUAAGCCAUGCCUUUCCACUCUUAAUAGUUCAAACAAUCCUAGUUCUCUUCAUCACUCGAUUGCUCGCCUUCUUUCUCAAGCCCCUUCGGCAACCCAGAGUCAUUGCUGAAAUAAUCGGAGGUAUUUUGCUUGGACCAUCUGCUCUUGGCCGAAACAAACACUUGUUCAGCUUGGUGUUUCCUUCAUGGAGCACUCCCAUACUCGAAUCUGUGGCAAGCAUUGGCCUUCUGUUCUUUCUUUUUCUCGUAGGUCUUGAGCUUGAUUUGAGCUCAAUUCGCCAGAGCGGCAAGAAAGCUUUCGGAAUAGCACUUGCCGGUAUCUCUCUCCCUUUCUUGUUUGGAGUUGCUGUAUCCUUCUUUCUGCGCAAAGCCGUACAUGGAGAGGACAAGGUCGGUUAUGGUCAGUAUCUCAUGUUCAUGGGAGUUGCUCUAUCCAUUACAGCUUUUCCUGUUCUUGCACGUAUUCUUGCAGAACUCAAACUGUUAACAACCCAACUGGGGCAGACGGCAAUGGCUGCCGCAGCAUUCAAUGACGUAGCAGCAUGGAUCUUGUUGGCUCUAGCUGUAGCCCUCGCCGGAAAUGGUUCCACAGAGGACUCUAAGAGUCCAUUAAUAUCGUUAUGGGUUCUCAUUUCUGGAGUUGCUUUUGUGGGUUUCAUGGUGGUUUUUGUCCGACCCAUCAUGAAUUGGGUUGCCAAUAAAUGCUCCCAACAGCAAGAUUUUCUCGACGAAGCAUACAUCUGUGUAACCCUAGCCGGGGUUAUGUUAUCUGGGUUCAUAAGCGAUCUUAUAGGGAUCCAUGCAAUUUUCGGUGCCUUUAUUUUUGGCUUAAUGAUCCCUAAAGGAGGAGAAUUUGCAACAAAAUUGAUUAUAAGGAUUGAGGAUUUUGUUUCUGGUUUGCUUCUUCCACUUUACUUUGCAUCAAGUGGGUUAAAGACAGACGUGGCUAAGAUCCGAGGGGCUGAGGCAUGGGGACUGGUGCUCCUGGUUGUGUUGACGGCGUGUGCAGGGAAGAUUCUGGGGACCUUUGUGGUGGCUAUGCUGUGUAUGAUUCCAGCUAGGGAAUCAUUGGCUCUUGGAGUAUUGAUGAAUACUAAAGGAUUGGUAGAACUGAUAGUUCUGAAUAUUGGCAAGGAGAAGAAGGUUCUGAAUGAUGAGAUGUUCGCUAUUUUAGUACUGAUGGCAAUCUUUACGACCUUCAUGACAACUCCAACAGUCAUGGCCAUAUACAAACCUGCACGUCGCCUUAACCAGGGAGACAACCACUCACCAUCCGAUGAAAAUUCACAUGGGAUCACUCGAAUCCUAGCUUGUGUUCAUGGACCUCAAACUGUACCAACACUCGUUAAUCUCAUCGACUCUACCACAACUGCAAAAUCAACCCCUAUCAAGCUCUACGUUAUGCACCUUGUUGAACUCACUGAUCGCUCAUCUUCCAUCAUGAUGGUUCAACGAACUCGAAAGAAUGGCUUUCCUUUCAUUAACCGCUUCUCUCCAGGCUCCUCCAAAGAUCAAAUUGAAGCUGCAUUUGAGGUAUAUGGUCAUGCUACUUCACUCACCAUUCGUCACUCCACAUCUGUCUCAGCAUUGUCGACAAUGCACGAGGAUAUUUGCCAUGUAGCUGAAGAUAAAAGGGUAGAUAUCAUUAUCUUGCCCUUCCACAAGCAAUGGAGAGAAGGUGUAGAGGAAGAGGAUGUGGGACAUGAAUGGAGAGAGGUUAAUCAGAAUGUUCUUAAGAACUCACCAUGCUCAGUCGCCAUCCUUGUCAAUCGUGGUUUCAGUGGCGCUGAUCAGUCUGUAGGAACUGCAACCGCAACUCACAGAAGAGUUUGUGUCGUUUUCUUGGGUGGCCCAGAUGAUAGGAAAGCUCUGGAGGUGGGUGCUACGAUGGCUGAACACACAGCUAAUCUCAUAACUCUAAUGAGAUUCCAAGUCCAAGCUGGGUUAGAAAGCAGGAACUCAUCCAACAACUCUAGAGAGAAGGAAAAGGACGAAGCUGCAGUAGAAGAGUUCAUAAGAAAGUGCAAUGAAUCAGUCGAGCUUGUAGAGAAGGAUCUUAACAAUGUAAUGGAGGAAGUGCUAAGUAUAGGGCAAAGUAGAGCAUUUGAUCUUCUCAUUACAGGGAGGGCAGCUACGGUGGAAAAAUUAGCAGACAAUCAGGUGGAGCAUCCGGAGUUAGGGCUGAUAGGAGAUAUCUUAGCUUCGCCAAACAAUGGCAUAACAUGCUCAGUGCUGGUGAUCCAACAAAAUCCUCAACGUGCCAAUGAGUGCCAAUGACACCACAAUCAUUUCAAAAGCCACUCAAGACAAGUAUGAAUUAUAAAUAAUGAAUCCUUCUGGCUUAUCGGACUGCGUUAAAAUAAGAAACCAGCAUAAAGACAAGUUUGGAGUUUCUAAUAUGUUUAUUGGGUGAAAAAAAAAUAAAUGUUUAUGUUAGUUUA
Manihot esculenta (cassava) is the source of this 2681-nucleotide messenger RNA. RefSeq names its product cation/H(+) antiporter 20. Gene Ontology annotation, cellular component: membrane; endomembrane system. Gene Ontology annotation, biological process: regulation of pH; proton transmembrane transport. Bases 136 to 2517 code for a protein of 793 amino acids. The transcript has 4 exons. The record is from RefSeq and is a predicted model, not a curated record. NCBI's taxonomy places the organism in Eukaryota, Viridiplantae, Streptophyta, Magnoliopsida, Malpighiales, Euphorbiaceae. Gene Ontology annotation, molecular function: antiporter activity.